AUGGUUGACUGUGAUAGAAUUGCAGUACGGAAUCCCGCUUCGGGAGAGCUCCUGGCCAGCGUCAACUCCCCUUCAUCACAAGAAAUCACCCAAGCAGUCAAUACAGCUCAAGCCAUUUUCACUUCGGGCGAAUGGUCUCAGGCGCCUCAUCACAAGCGAGCAGAUGUCCUUUCAAGAAUUUCUCUUGCCCUUGCAAAUGAGGUCACAGAUCUAGCCAGACUUGAGAGUUCCCAGACGGGUAGGACCAUAAGAGAGAUGAAUGCUCAAUUGGGGAGAUUACCCGAGUGGCUGGAAUAUUAUGCAUCGUUGUUGCGGACUGUACCUGCGGGAUAUUUCGCUCCGACCAAAGGGCCAUUACUAAACAUAAUCGAACGCGUUCCUCUUGGUGUCGUGGCGCAGAUAACUCCUUUCAAUCACCCUUUACUUAUAGCGAUCAAAAAAAUUGCCCCUGCCCUUGCAGCUGGUAACUCCGUGAUCGUCAAACCGUCCGAACUAGCCCCUUUAUCAGUGCUCCGAUUUGCUGAACUUUCCAUUCACGCUGGACUUCCAAGUGGCGUGCUUACAGUUCUCCCUGGAGGACCAAAUGUCGCGAAAGAGUUGAUUUCACAUCGUCUCGUUCGAAAGGUUGACAUUACCGCUGGCACUAGCACAGGACGAGCGAUAGGUGGUAUUGUAGGUGCUAAUUUGGCAUCAUAUACCGCCGAACUAGGCGGAAAAGCACCCAUCAUUGUUUUUUCAGAUUCAGAUAUGCAAUCUGCGAUCAAUGGCGUUGCGUUUUCAGCUUUCGUCGCAUCGGGUCAGACGUGCGUUUCCGGGGCGAGGCUUAUCCUUCAGGAUGAAAUUUAUGAUGAUUUCAUGGGGAAACUUGUUCGGAAAGUUGAGUCUAUCACGAGGAGGAUGGGCGAUCCUCUUAAUCCUUCUUCAACGAUGGGGACUGUGAUUCACGAAAAGCAACUGAGACGAAUUCAAGAGAUGUUGGGUCGAAUUUCCGGUACAUCAGCAAGAAUCUCCAUCGGCGGUGAAAGACUGACUGGUCCGUCAACGCUUGAUGGAUUCUUGUUCGAUAACGGAUCGUUCUUUGCUCCAACCAUCGUGGAGGACAUUUCAACCGAGGAUGAGUUGUGGAGAGAGGAGAUCUUUGGGCCUGUUCUGGUUGUGAAGCGAUUCAAGGACGAGGAAGAAGCCGUUACUCUGGCGAACGAUUCGAAGUACGGUCUUGGUGCGGGUGUAUGGACACGGGACCUCUCGCGUGCUCAUCGAGUUGCGGGUCGAAUCGAAGCUGGCUUAGUAUGGGUGAACACCCAUCACCGGAACGAUCCUAGUUCGCCAUGGGGUGGGAUGAAAGAAUCAGGAAUUGGGAGGGAGAACGGGGUCGAGGCGUACAAUGCUUAUUCGCAAUCCAAGUCGACCAUUAUCAAUGUCGCAUCCGUCGAAGCUACCCGAGCAGCAGACGACUGGUUUGCUGAAGACGAUCAGCCCAAUUCGCGUUACGGUUGA
Molecule: messenger RNA, 1497 nt
Organism: Cantharellus anzutake
Lineage: Eukaryota; Fungi; Basidiomycota; Agaricomycetes; Cantharellales; Hydnaceae
Product: aldehyde dehydrogenase
Exons: 13
Coding region: 1-1497 (498 amino acids)
Molecular function (GO): aldehyde dehydrogenase (NAD+) activity
Source: RefSeq, a predicted model, not a curated record